GGAUCCUUGGCUGUGGCAUUGUUCUGCGGUCCGUCUUGUAUCUCUCCGCGCUCUGACAGACCGAGCCAGGUGGGGACACGCUGCGUACAUCCGCUCUGCUGCCAGUUCUGUUCAGUAAGAUAUUUUUGUUAAUUUGACCAACAAAAAAGGAAAAAUGAUGGAAGCUGUGUUGAUUGAUAUGUUUAGCAUAGAGUUUAAUACUCAUUUUCGGCACAUCAAUCAAUUUUUGGCCAAGGCAAUGAAACUGGUUGCGGAAAAGACUGUUGUCUCCUCUGAUCCUGCUGUUUAUAUCAUGUACUGUCAGACAUUUGGAUGUGAUAGUAAUGAUGCCAGAGAAAUGUUCUUGCGAGCCAUCAGGUCUUUUCAAGCUCUGAAGAAGCGUAUCGAACUGGUAAGCGGUGCUAGCGUAGCUGCCACGUUGUAUAAUGUGAAACAAAAACUAGAUGAACGGAAUGUUAGAAGAGUCAACGUGAUCUUGCCUUUUGAAAGGUCUUGUCUAAUGAAGGCCUUCAUUGACCGUCUAUUUACCCAAGUCUACUACUUUGAGUAUGAUUCCUUGGACCUGAGUUACGGAGAUGAUCAGACAGAGAAACCUGCCAACACUCACAGUGGGGUUCUUAAUCUUACAGAAAAGCAACUUGAAUUAGUCGAGAGUGAUAUCCAAAUAUAUUUACAAAGCAUUCCUGCCAAAGGGGAACUGACAAUAUUAAAAUCAUCAUUAAUACCUGAAAGCGUGUUCCUCCACGGAUUUACUACACGAUACGGUGGAAUAUCAUACAUUCCACUGCUCUCCUCCUUGAACCUUUACAGCAGCGACAAGAGGCAUGAUUCGACUGCAGUUGUUGCGGAGAACCUUCGCCGUCUAGCCAGAGCUGUGGGGUUUAAUCCAAAGAACUUUCACCUUGUCAAGGCUGCACAUGCCAAUGAUGUUUGGAUCAUGGGAAAGAAAGAACCUGACAGCUAUGAUGGGAUAGUAACCAAUCAGAAAGGUGUCACAAUAGCAGCUCCUGGUGCAGACUGUAUACCUUUGCUUUUUUCCGAUCCAGUUAAAAAAGUAUUUGGCGCUGCUCACUCAGGUUGGAGAGGAACCUUAAUGGGUGUAGCAAUGGCCACAGUAAACGCUAUGGUGUCUGAAUAUGGAUGUAGUAUGAAAGACAUACAGGUGGUUCUCGGGCCUUCGGUGGGACCGUGCUGCUUUACUCUUCCCCAGCAAGAUGCCAAAGCAUUUCACGAUAUCCAUCCACAGUGUGUUAGGCAGAUUGAAUCACCCAGCCCUCAUGUUGAUAUACGAAGAGCAACCAAAAUUCUAUUAGACCAUGGUGGGAUUCUUCCAAGUAACAUCCAGGAUGACCUUAUGCUGUGCACGUGCUGUAAUCCAGAUCUAUUUUUCUCACAUAAACGAGAUGGUGAUACUUUUGGAACCCAAAUUGGAUUCAUUUCCACUAGGAAUUAAAAUUGACAUUUUUUGGUGUUGGAACUUUUUGUAUUACAUCCUCAUGCUUUUUUUUUGUUUGUUUCUAAUUUUUUUUUCAGGUUUAUUUAUUGACAUAUUCAGUGCCUUUUGCACCCUGUGUUUUGAAGUAAUUUUUGUUUUGUUUUCAGUUGUGUUUUGAACAAUUUU
This is a messenger RNA of Pelobates fuscus (common spadefoot toad), 1621 nucleotides long. RefSeq names its product purine nucleoside phosphorylase LACC1-like. The record is from RefSeq and is a predicted model, not a curated record. NCBI's taxonomy places the organism in Eukaryota, Metazoa, Chordata, Amphibia, Anura, Pelobatidae. Gene Ontology annotation, molecular function: copper ion binding. The coding region runs from base 155 to 1453 and encodes 432 amino acids. The transcript has 6 exons.